Messenger RNA from Choloepus didactylus (southern two-toed sloth), 5857 nucleotides. It is a transcript of the gene CNOT2, whose product is annotated as CCR4-NOT transcription complex subunit 2. Bases 19 to 1641 code for a protein of 540 amino acids. The transcript is spliced from 16 exons. The record is from RefSeq and is a predicted model, not a curated record. Gene Ontology annotation, biological process: regulation of DNA-templated transcription; regulation of stem cell population maintenance; nuclear-transcribed mRNA poly(A) tail shortening. Gene Ontology annotation, cellular component: P-body; CCR4-NOT core complex. NCBI's taxonomy places the organism in Eukaryota, Metazoa, Chordata, Mammalia, Pilosa, Megalonychidae.
CGCGGGACAAGAAAAUUCAUGCGUACUGUGAGGAAAGGACACGACUCUAUGGUGAGGACUGAUGGACAUACAUUAUCUGAGAAAAGAAACUACCAGGUGACAAACAGCAUGUUUGGUGCUUCAAGAAAGAAGUUUGUAGAAGGGGUCGACAGUGACUACCAUGAUGAAAACAUGUACUACAGCCAGUCUUCUAUGUUUCCACAUCGAUCAGAAAAAGAUAUGCUGGCAUCACCAUCUACAUCAGGUCAGCUGUCUCAAUUUGGGGCAAGUUUAUACGGGCAACAAAGUGCACUAGGCCUUCCAAUGAGGGGAAUGAGCAACAAUACCCCUCAGUUAAAUCGCAGCUUAUCACAAGGCACUCAGUUAACGAGCCACGUCACGCCAACAACAGGGGUACCAACAAUGUCACUUCACACGCCUCCAUCUCCAAGCAGGGGUAUUUUGCCUAUGAAUCCUAGGAAUAUGAUGAACCACUCCCAGGUUGGUCAGGGCAUUGGAAUUCCUAGCAGGACAAAUAGCAUGAGCAGUUCAGGGUUAGGUAGCCCCAACAGAAGCUCGCCAAGCAUAAUAUGUAUGCCAAAGCAGCAGCCUUCUCGACAGCCUUUUACUGUGAACAGUAUGUCUGGAUUUGGAAUGAACAGGAAUCAGGCAUUUGGAAUGAAUAACUCCUUAUCAAGUAACAUUUUUAAUGGAACAGAUGGAAGCGAAAAUGUGACAGGAUUGGACCUUUCUGAUUUUCCAGCAUUAGCAGACCGAAACAGAAGGGAAGGAAGUGGUAACCCAACUCCAUUAAUAAACCCCUUGGCUGGAAGAGCCCCUUAUGUUGGAAUGGUAACAAAACCAGCAAAUGAGCAAUCCCAGGACUUCUCAAUACACAAUGAAGAUUUUCCAGCAUUACCUGGUUCCAGCUAUAAAGAUCCAACAUCAAGUAAUGAUGACAGUAAAUCUAAUUUGAAUACAUCUGGCAAGACAACAUCAAGUACAGAUGGGCCCAAAUUCCCUGGAGAUAAAAGUUCAACGACACAAAAUAAUAACCAGCAGAAAAAAGGGAUCCAGGUGUUACCUGAUGGGCGGGUUACUAACAUUCCUCAAGGGAUGGUGACGGACCAAUUUGGAAUGAUUGGCCUGUUAACAUUUAUCAGGGCAGCAGAGACAGACCCAGGAAUGGUACAUCUUGCAUUAGGAAGUGACUUAACAACGUUAGGCCUCAAUCUGAACUCUCCUGAAAAUCUCUAUCCCAAAUUUGCAUCACCUUGGGCAUCCUCACCUUGUCGACCUCAAGACAUAGACUUCCAUGUUCCAUCUGAGUACUUAACGAACAUUCACAUUAGGGAUAAGCUUGCUGCAAUAAAGCUUGGCCGAUAUGGAGAAGACCUUCUCUUCUAUCUCUAUUACAUGAAUGGAGGAGACGUAUUACAACUUUUAGCUGCAGUGGAGCUUUUUAACCGUGAUUGGAGAUACCACAAAGAAGAACGAGUUUGGAUUACCAGGGCACCAGGCAUGGAGCCAACAAUGAAAACCAAUACAUACGAGAGGGGAACAUAUUACUUCUUUGACUGUCUUAACUGGAGGAAAGUAGCUAAGCUGAGCUUUUGUCUUCACCUUUACUUGAAAUGUUUUAGCUGUGAAGUUGGAAAAUAAAGUUUGAGAAAUAAUAUUAUUCCCUAAGAAAUCUUCAUCGAAUUAAGGAAACAAUUUGCUGGCCACUUGAACUGACACUGCAACAAAAUCAUUUUCAUCAUGAUAAAAACAAGCAGAAUUUUUUACUUCUUUCAGUCUUUUGGUUAUGUUAAAAUACAAAUUCAUGAACUUACAACUUUUAAGUUGCCUUAUAUUCACAGAAUAGAUUUUUCAAAAUGGCUCCUAUUUUCUUGCUGUUGUGUUCUGUGCUUUCCUAGAAAUUGAGUGAGGAAUUAAGAAAUUAAAAAAUUUAGGUUCUAUUCAUUAAGACUUCAUCAAACUACAGAAAAUCCAUUAAUAUUCCAUAUCCCAAGUUAACUUCAAAAUCCCCAUCUUUAAAGAGGAUGUGGUUUACUAUUAACAGGUGAAGAACAUGCACCUAUAAAGUGGGUGUCCUUUAUUAUUCCCAGGUAAAAAACAUGCAUUAUAUAGUUUGAACGCAUUAUAAGAAGUCUGCAGUAUGAAUAAGUGUUAGAACUAAUAGUUUGAUGUUAUAAUGGUGUAGUUGAAACAAAUUAAUUUAGACCCUAAUCUUGGGCUCCAUUUACAAUACCUUGUCAGAGCUUUUUUGUUAAUCAUUUCAUAGCCUUAGAGAAUUUUAAUUAAUAUUAAGUUAAGAGGUUAGAUGAUUUUAAAUCAGAAGUAUUUCAUACCCCUUAAAAUUUCUGCAACCUUGAGUUCUAGGACCCAGGCCUUUAUUUAAAGGUGUUCUGUAAAUCAAUAAUAUAUGUACAUAAAGUGUUUGUCAUUGUAUUUGUCUAUUCUUCUUCCCUUUUAGAUAACUUGACUUUCAGCAGGCUAUGUUGCCCUAUGUAAUAAAACUAGAAUUAUUCAUAUCCCACUAAUUUUAAAUUUGUGUUACUAUCAUUAUAUAUAUAUAUAUAUUUCAUUCAUGUAUAGAUCCAUAAUGAAUAAAAACUUUUAAAAUAAUUUUUCCACAACGAAUGUUCAGAUAGUGGAAAUUGUCCUAUUAACAAUAGCUUUUUCAACCUGAAGACUUAAAAAUUUAAGAAUUCUUUGAGCCUUACUUCACCUUGUGGGUCCAACACUGAAUAGGGUAUUUAUCAUAUGAUACUCGAAAUAAAUUGAGAUUUUUUUCACUACUUUUACUGGUACAUAUUAGCACAUCUUUAUACUUUAGUAAUGUGUUCUUUAAAACAAUGCAAAUUAAUUCUAAUUAUGUGUAUUUAAGAUAUUUUGCUACUUCCUGAAAUUUAAAUUAGUAUUUAUUUUAGGUGAAAGAAAGCUGGUAUUUUUGAGGAUUUGAGAAAACAUUCCUGCAGUAUAUGUUUUCCUGUGUAAAUAGUUCAGUGAUGACAUUAAUGCUUUUGCAAUAAUUUCAUUUGAUCCGCUGAAUGCAGUGCAUAAAUUUCAGUUCUUCUUUAUAGUAACCUGUUGCAAAUAUGAAGCCUAAUUUUAUUAAUAGAAAAACUGAGGCAGUAAAAACUUGUUUAAUUGAAAAGCAUUUAAACUUUUUCUCCCCUUCCUUUUAGUCAUUAAACUGUAAUCUAAGAAUCCCCCUUUUUCAACCAACAGUAAAUACAUACAUAGCCCUUGUAAUACAUAAUUACGGAAUAGUAUCUCAACAGUUAAGUGUUCUGUUCCUAAAACAAGUGAUGAAAACUUUUGUUUAUCCAUUCAUCACCUGUUAAUUACACACCUGAGCAGGCCUGGCACUAUUCCAGUCAGGUGGUAGUGGUAUAAAAAAGACACACUUCUUGCCCCUACAGAAUACAGAAGGGUGUACAUGUGUAUGUUUGUUGUGUGUGUACAAAUAAGAUGUAAAAGAGAUGUAACCAGUAGAUACCAGUUUGUUGUAAGCUUUAUAUAUUUAAGAAUAAAAAUACAUGGAUGACAAAAUUUAACAGAUAAUUUCUGAAUUUCUGAUAAAGAAGGGUUUCUGAAUUUCUUAAUGGUCAUUUAGACUUAAACUGAUCUUUUUUAAUAUGUAGGAAAAAUACAUGCAUUAAUGAAGUUAAUCUGGUUUAAAUUCUAAUGAUACAUGUAGUUCACCAGUGUACAAUGAAGUGGGCAGAAUAAACAAAAUUAUAUCAUAUUAUUAAUAUUAUUAUUUACUAGCUUAUGUGGUUAUUUUAAAACAUAAUUUAUAUAAAAUAUAUUUAAUAUAUAUAUAUAACAGAUAGUGGAAUUUAUUAUUUGUGUCACAGUUACAGUCUUUUUACCCUAUGGCUAUAUAUAUUUGUGGUAAUCAAGAUGUCAAUUUUAAUUUCAAAAGAAUAAUGUAAUAAAAAGAUAUUUUCUGCACUAAUUUGGCUAUUCACUAUUAGCUAAGCAAUAAAGUUUUUCUAAUUUCUGGGCAGGGGUAGGGAGUAGAAAAUGAUGGCUACACAAGCAGGCUAGAGCUUGCAGAUGUGGUGAUUCUGCUCUUUGUCAAUUUUUGCUAAUAAGAAAAUAACAUUUUUCUGUACCUUAGUUACUCUGUCAUUUGAAGGGAACAUUUUUCAGAUUAAAGUCACCAAGUAUACCUUCUUUAUAAACAUUUUGUCAGGGGACUGAAUUUUUGCAAAAUUAUUUCUGUAUGUUAAAGUAAUUCUUUUUGGAUCUCAGGCUAAAUAUACUAAAAAUGUGUUAUACUAGAAAAGAUACAAAUUUUGGUGUCACAUGGGUCCAGGUCCUAAUCGUAGGUCUGCCACUUAUGAUAUGACUUGGGCAAGUUACUUCUGUGUCUCAUUUCCUCAGGUGCAAAAUUAGGAUAAUGAUACAUAUUUUACAGGGUUAUUGUAAAGAUGAGAAUAAAAGUGUGUCUCUAGUUUAGUACAUAGUAAGUUUUCAAUAAAUUAUACCUGCUGUUUCUGUAACUGUUAAUGUAAUAUCCUUAAAUUUUCAGUAUUCAAUUAUGUAUCUCAAAGUUUAAUCAUUAUGGCCUAAGUUUUCAUUUUCAUUUAAUUUAACAAUGGAAACAUCACAUCCAUUAUGGAAUCAAUUUGAAACCAAACAGGUAAGGUAAAAUAUGUUAAUCCAUGAUGCUAAAGUCAUUUGUUGGCUUAAUCUUUAAAACAUAUUAAGGUUCAUAUUUCUUUAAAUGGGUUUAUACAGUGGUAGCAUGUGCUAAUUAAUUAAAUUCCGUUUGUAGAAUUAAUUUUAGAACUUGCUUUUUGUAGUUCCAAAGGUGUGUUUUUGUAAACAGGCAAAGUAUAUUGUGUUUGUCUAGUCUUGAUCUUUGGGGAAGUAUCAUGAAAACGUUGCUUUACCAUUCUUAAAUUUUUAAAGUCAUUAAGUUAAUACAGUAUUUAUGAAUAUUUGAUGAAAAUGAGCUAUAUAAGGGGGUCUUCAAACAUGCCUACUGCGAAACUACUAUCUAAUUUUAGGUGGCAGUUGCAUUAUCUUUAUGUCAGGAUUUUGGGAAGUUGAGAUGUGUGAGUUUAUGUUCAUUAUUUUCCCCGUAUUUUAAUGGGGAUAAAAUAACUAUUUAAGUAUGAUAAAACAAAUAGGAAAUUUUACUUAUUCCUAAACUCUUUUCAUGGGGAAAAAGUAAACUUUUAGGUUUUACACUUCAUUGAAGGGGGCCCUACUUUAAAAUAUCCCGUAAUUUUCAGUGCUUUUUAUUAGAGACAUAGUAAUUGUCCCAUUCAAAAUUUUAUUUUUAAGCAAAGAAUUAUUUAGAAUUUAUUUUUUAAAAUAGAUUUUCAUGACUAGCCUCUGACUUUUACACAGAAAGUCUGUAUUUAGUUUUGUACUUAUCAGAUAAAAAGUACAGCAUAAUUUUCUUCAAGGUACAUUUUACUUAGAGGGAAAACUAGUUGUUAAAUCUGUUUAUAUUUGUUCUUAUUUGUAUAGGUAUUUUAUCUGCUCAUAAAAUGAUUUUGACAAAAAACAGAUCAGAGGGAGAGGUCACAAUGAAAUCAUCUAAAUUCUUGAAUUUGUUUUUGUAGGAGUUCCAUCUGGAAUAUGACAAAUUAGAAGAACGGCCUCACCUGCCAUCCACCUUCAACUACAACCCUGCUCAGCAAGCCUUCUAAAAAGACUUCCCUUUUCUUGGGGUAUGGCUGUCUCAGCACAAUACUCAACAUAACUGCAGAACUGAUGUGGCUCAGGCACCCUGGUUUUAAUUCCUUGAGGAUCUGGCAAUUGGCUUAUGCAAAGGGUCACCAUUUGAGGUCCUGCCUUACUAAUUAUGUGCUGCCCAACAACUAAAUUUGUAAUUUGUUUUUCUCUA